This is a messenger RNA of Cloeon dipterum, 3648 nucleotides long. RefSeq names its product Related to Sod (gene Rsod). The coding region runs from base 188 to 3400 and encodes 1070 amino acids. Gene Ontology annotation, molecular function: metal ion binding. The record is from RefSeq and is a predicted model, not a curated record. Gene Ontology annotation, biological process: superoxide metabolic process. The transcript is spliced from 10 exons. Lineage: Eukaryota; Metazoa; Arthropoda; Insecta; Ephemeroptera; Baetidae.
UAAUUGAACUUUCUUAAUGAGUCUCAAUUCAGAAAGUAUAGCGGAGAAAGGCAAAGCGCCUCAAGGUGAGAGCGAGCGACCUGAGACGCUUGCGCAGAGCAGCGCUCGCCGAUUAUACGCCCUGUGAGAUGCGAGCAGCUGCUUAGGCGUCCAAGACCAAGGCAACUUGGUGAAGGAACAGAACAAAAUGCGGUGGUUAACCCUGAUGGUCUUGGGGCUGUGCACCCUGGCCGAGGGGGUGCAGAUCUGGGUACCUCUUUCUCAGGGUCGCAUACGUGGCGAGAUCAGGAUGAACCAGGCUCACGCGGGUGCAGAGGUCAGCGUCAGGGUGGCUCUGCUGCUCACUGAUGGAGGUUCUGCCCAAGCACUCGACUGGCAGGUGCGCGAAUUCCCUGUCGACUACAGAGUGGUAGAUGGCGGCGAGAGGUGCUCCAACAACCGACUCGGCAAAACCCUGAUCGACUUGGGCGAGCGGCUAGGCAAACUGAGCCUACCUGAGAACAGCACCGCUGAGUUCAUCAUUCCUGAGGGCUAUUUAAACCUUUCCAAGAAUGAUGGUAUUUGGGGAAGGUCGCUUGUGAUGCGAGGUGACUCUGACUUGGCAUGUGCAACGCUGUUAGUAGAGGGUGAGGAACGUAUUGCAGAGGCGCACUUCCGUGGCGCGCUCACCGGCUCCUUGCUUUUCCGUUGGUUUGGCGCUGACGAUGGAAUUGAUGCAAUCAUUCUAAGCAAGGUGCAGCGAGUUCGCGGCAAUGACACAGCAGCAGUCGUAAAAAACCACAAUUGGAAAAUCUUUGUCACGGAUAGCGUUGAAAGUGAAGCAGACAAGUCAAGGGAUGAUUGCGAUUCGCUCCAGAUCGUCUUUGAUCCUGAUGAUCGAGGCCCAGGUCAAAGAGCGGGUGACAUGGACAGCCGGCUGGGACAACUUCGGACGGGCCGGACACAGCUUCUGCGAGACGUGGCUUUGCCUGAGCUGCAUGAGUCUGCUGAUAAUUCUGCUCGAAGUCUUUACGUCGUCGUUUACGACUGGCAUCACUCUGACAGUAUCCUGGCCUGUGCCCGCCUGCGUAGACUUCAUACCAAGCGGGCGUUAGCAGUCGUGCAGGGUGGCGGGCUCAGAGUGACCUUGCGGCUUGAGCAGCGCUCGCCCUAUGACCUCACUUACAUCACCGCCGAAGACAAGAAUAAGCCAGGCGAGUGGGAUGUGCAGGUGCGUGAGUUGCCAGCGCAAGGCGGCUCUCCAGAGGCCUGCUAUUACUCAGGACCUCUGUACGACCCGACAGGCGUGGGACAAGGACGUAAUUCAGGCGGUGGAAGUCACAGUGAAUACGCCGUCGGCAGUAUCUGGCUAAAGCACGGCCCCCUCGAGCGUCUCCAGGGCACUUGGGACUCUUUCCUGCCCCUUUCAGGCCCUUACAGUGUCAUACACCGCUCAAUUUACAUCACUUAUACCGAUUCGGUCGCGUGUGCCACCAUCAAUCCCGUUAAAUCCAUGUCCACUGCUCAAGUCAUAUUCAGGUACCCUGUCGUUGGUAGAAUAAUACUGCGUCAGGAGCGUGACUCACCCUGGGCGGACACGUCAGUGCUAGUGGAGUACUUGGUUUACGCAGAUGGCUCGCGAAAUGACACAGGUUCAAUCAGGUGGCGCGUCAUGGAGAAUCCUGCCGGCAAAGACUUUUACAACUGGACGGCUCGUUGCCUCAGCGCCGGACGUGUUUUUGACCCCAAUGGCUGUGCGGACGAAAAUCAGGGCGGUGCUUGUGCGAUUGGGGGCGUUGGAGACCGUCAUGCCCCUCUCUCUGCAUCUGGGGGCAAAGAAAAAAUGAUCGAACGCACCAGACGCCUCUUCACAGACCUCACUCUGCCACUGACCGGACAUGACAGCGUCGUAGGAAAAGCGCUCGUGCUUUCAGACGCCUUUGGUCCCAAGGCUCGAGGGGAGCGGCUGGCCUGCUCCACUAUCACCUGGUUGCCGCGUGUCAAGGCUGUGGUCUUUGAUUGGUUCGGGAGUGAUGGAGAGGAACCGCCGGUCAAGGGUCGAAUCGAGAUGACCCAGCAGACGCCUUACGACUUAACCAACGUGGAGGUAACCCUGAAAGGACUGGAAAAGGUCAAAGGAUAUCACGUGCAUGUGGCCCCAGUGGAGAUGCAGUUAGCGUUUCCUUGCGAUGACUCGACCCUUUACGGCCAUUGGAAUCCGCAGAAGAUCGACCCCAAGAGCAGUCCGCCGGCCGCUCAGGGCACCCCUGAGCAAUACGAGAUGGGCGACCUGAGUGGCAAGUGGGGCACCUUUGAAGGGCUCACGCACGCAUCACUGGUUUACAACGAUUCACUGCUAGACCUGAGCGGGCCGCGCAGUGUGUUGGGCCGCUCUGUAGUCAUUCACAAAGAGGCGGACAACGCCAGAUGGGCUUGCGCCACCGUGGAGAGAGGCUACGCGGCGUCAGAGGCGCGAGAACUGCGCGCUAUUGCUUCCUUCCAUCACCCUGGAGGCUUCGCUUACGGUUACAUCAAAUUCAGCCAACUGGUGCAUGGUGAAGGUUCAUACAGCGAUACAGUCAUCGAGGUCAAACUGCGUCACCCUGGCGUUAACGACCGCAACCUUACUCGCGGCCACGACUGGGCCAUCUUUGUGAACCCUGUCGGCCAGGAUGCCGCGGUAAAGACCCUGAAUACGCGUUGCGUGGCUGGAGGCUACGUUUGGAACCCUUUCUUCAUUCAACUGGCAGACCCUUUCAAUGACGAGCUCUACAGGGAGCAGUGCGGCACUGACAACCCGCUCAGGUGCUAUGCUGGUGACAUAGGUCGGAGAGUGGGACCCAUCAACCUUGGUGAUCGGAGACAGGUCUUCUCUGACAUGAAUCUUCCUCUGGAGGGAAAACACUCGGCUUUAGGCAAGUCUGUGGUGAUUUUCACGCAGAACGGUGGCCGAGAGCGUUACGCGUGCGCCAACAUUGAGCCAGACCACGACAUCAUCAAGUACGCUAACAUAAGGAGACCUCCACGCUUCGAAGUGUCCAAAUUCCUCUCCAGGGUGCGAGCCAUUUUGGGAAUACCUGACUGGAUGCUGAACGUGGAUAAUCGGAAAACGCGACACUUGCACGGCAACACCUGCAUCCAACUGCUUCUCCACUUCCGCGGCCCUCAGGCAAGCAGGUUAGAGCAAGACUUCAGUCGGCUUCUUAGAGUGGGCUCUCAAAAGGAGCAGUCCCUUUUCAUCCCAGGGGCCUAUCCUGAUCCAAAGCGACCCACAUCCCUCUCGUACUCGCAGUGCGGCGUUGUCGACACAAACAAGGCAAAAAGCUCAAUCUUUUCAAUUUCGGGUGCAAUCCCGCGUGUUGCUACCCCAUUUUAUGUUUUCACCUCUGCCGCGAUUGCGUUGAGCAGAAUGCUGCUGUGAUAUGCCUAACAUUCAAGAUCCUAAGUUGUUGCGAGAGGACUAACCAAAGAAUUGUGAAAUUGUCGAUGAGCAGUAAAUGGAUCGCGCGAAAGCAAUUUUUGUGAUGUGUAAUUUAUAAAUCAUGAAUGGUCUUGUGUCUUGUGAACAAGUUAUGGCUCUCUAAAUCACACAUUUGACUGCAAAGAAAUUACUAUGGAAAUUUGGAAUUUACUUUUAUUAAUAAAUAACAACAAUUAUUAAAAAAGCGA